Messenger RNA from Phodopus roborovskii (desert hamster), 1462 nucleotides. It is a transcript of the gene Nhej1, whose product is annotated as non-homologous end joining factor 1. Gene Ontology annotation, biological process: double-strand break repair via nonhomologous end joining. Gene Ontology annotation, cellular component: DNA ligase IV complex; nucleus. The transcript is spliced from 7 exons. The coding region runs from base 1 to 915 and encodes 304 amino acids. NCBI's taxonomy places the organism in Eukaryota, Metazoa, Chordata, Mammalia, Rodentia, Cricetidae. Gene Ontology annotation, molecular function: DNA end binding. The record is from RefSeq and is a predicted model, not a curated record.
AUGGAAGAACUAGAGCGAGGCCUGUUGAUGCAGCCAUGGGUGUGGCUGCAGCUUGCUGAGAACUCACUCUUGGCCAAGGCAUCUAUCACCAAGCAGGGUUAUGCCUUGCUGAUUUCGGAUCUUCAGCAGGUGUGGCAUGAACAGGCGGACACUUUAGUGGUCAGCCAGCGAGCCAAGGAGUUGAACAAGCGCCUAACUGCUCCCCCCUCAGCUUUUCUCCACCACCUGGAGGAGCUGCUUCUACCAUUGUUUAAGGAUUCUGCUCACCAGGAUGCUGCUGAUCCUAGCCACGCUACCUUCUCCUGUGAUCGCACAGCGGAGGCACUGAUUCUUCGGGUGCAGAGUGAGCUGUCUGGUCUUCCCUUCAACUGGCAGUUCCACUGUACCCCAGCUAGCUCUUCACUGGUCUCUCAGCAUUUAAUUCGUCCUCUGAUGGGCAUGAGCCUGGCAUUGCAAUGUCAUGGAAGGGAGCUAGCAGCAUUGCUUCGGAUGAAGGACCUAGAGAUCCAGGGCUACCAGGAGAGUGGGGCUGUGCUGAGCCGAAGUCGAUUGAAGACAGAGCCAUUUGAAGAAAAUUCUUUCUUGGAACAGUUUAUGGUAGAGAAAUUGCCAGAGGCAUGCACUGUUGGUGAUGGAAGGCCAUUUGCCACGAAUCUGCAGAGUCUGUAUGUGGCCGUCACCAAACAACAGAUCCAAGCAGGACAGAAGCAUCAAGGCCCUGGAGAGUCUCAGACAUCAUGCAGCACCUCCCCCCGAGGAGCUGAUAGUCGGCUUCUGAACCAGACAGAACAGCCAGCCUCUUCUACUCCAGCCCUCUCAGAGCCUGAAUCUGAGCCCAUGGGUGCUUCAGGCCCUAUGCAGAGACCUCAGCUGGCAAAGGCCAAGAGGAAGAAGCCACGAGGACUCUUCAGUUAACUUGCCAUGUCUCCACCACUGAGAACACAACAGCUUCCCUGCAUCAUCUGGAAAGGAGCCAGCAUGGCACAGUAUCCCUCGGAUGAGCUGCAAUCGGAGGCCCAAGUUUAUGUUGACAGGCCACCUGAAUGGGGACUUCCUCUCUGGCAAAAGGAGCUUGGCUCUGGUUCCAACUCACUAACACUGGCAUUCUAUACACGAGUGAAACCAGCUCCUCAUUCAAUGGCGUUCUUCCUGUAGAGCUCCUACCUAUGGUGAACUAAGAUAAAACAAGUCUGCAAAGAGCCACAUGCCCAAGACACCUGUCUGCUUUCACAAGGGUCCCUCACAGUCCCACAUUCCCCUUAGAAACCUACUUCUCACCUAACACAGAAUAAAGGGCGCUCAACUGCCCUGCUGUUGAGGCUGCCUGCUUGUGGUCUGUAACCUCUUCACACCUGCAGCCCCUUGUUAUCUCUGGACCACAUGGAGCUGUCAGUCCCUUCCUACAGUCAGCUUCUCUGAUAUGGCCUGAGGUUGGUCACAAUUAGAAACCUUGAUCUUAAGA